AUGGCGAGCGUCAGAAUACCACUUGCUUCGGCGAGCCACCCAAACCCACCCUACGACAUUGUCUCUCCAAGCGAAUCCCAAACUCGGUCCUUAUGUUGGGACUCUACUCGGGUGAAUUCAGUGGAGCGGUAUCAGAAUAUAUCUGAGACUCUCAAAUUCAUCACCCUGGAACUGGAAAAGUGGCAGCAGCAAACGUCGGAUUUCCUUCACGGAAUUACGGUCUAUGUCUUCACCGACGUACGCCGUGAGUGGGCGGACACUCUUUUUCAAGCCAUCGAUGAAAAAUCCCGGGUACGGAAAACCUGGAACUCUCAAGCUCAAACAUUGAGUCUCAAAAUGCCGACUCAAGGACACGAUAUCGCUCAAAAAUGGGUCAUCAAUUCUGUCGUGGAUUGGAAGGAUGAGGGAAUUAUAAGCAAGGAGGAGUGGGAAGGCCUGAAGAUUGGCUUUGGGACUACUUUGAAACUACCUACGUCUUCAUUCUCGAAAUCUCAAAAGGAGCCUGAUAUCUACAUUCGGCCCUUUGGCUCCGAUUCAGGAUUCCUUCCCCCGGUUGCUUUUGAAGUUGGAUGGUCGGAAAGUGCCUCGAGGCUUAGAGAAAAUGUCCGCAUUCUCCUUGAAGGAGGCGCCGGUCAUAUCCGGGUCGUGAUUGUGAUCGACUGGUAUCUACAGAAGGAUGGUCUUACUGUGACUGGUAAAGCGGAUCUCUGGAGGCGAGGCUCGGAUGGCCAUCCUGUUCACGAGCAGUCCGAGGAUAUUUACCCUGUUCCAAGGCUACUUCGAGGCCAAUCUCAACGUCUCGGAGUUACUCUUGACGACAUAUUCUUGACUACCCUACAAGCCAAUCAAGACCCAAGAACCAUUGUCUACUUUGAUAUCGGGAAAUUGCGCGAGGAAGCCGACAAGGUCUUUAAAGAGCUGAAACUCAAACCCGCUUGA
This is a messenger RNA of Penicillium oxalicum, 939 nucleotides long. RefSeq lists its product as uncharacterized. The record is from RefSeq and is a predicted model, not a curated record. The transcript is spliced from 3 exons. Lineage: Eukaryota; Fungi; Ascomycota; Eurotiomycetes; Eurotiales; Aspergillaceae. Bases 1 to 939 code for a protein of 312 amino acids.